UGUAAUUAGUUAGAUAUUUUGGACUUCCUGAAUAACAGCCAAAGAGCUCAGGCCAGCUCUUGUAUUUUUUUGGCUCAAGAUCUUGAGAUGCCCGAGGUUUUGAGAGAGAGAGAAGAAUGCAAUCCUUUGGAGCCUUGACCUCCCAUCGUACUUUCCCACUCAGUUGCUUUCACCAUUUCAAGUCCUGCUCUCUCCACAAUACCCUGUGCAGUCUGAGGAAGGUGGACAAGAAGGGCCUUAAAGACACCUGGCCCUCCAUUUCUAUCUCAUUGUUCGCAUCAGGUUUCAUCUUGGGUCCUCUUAUUGAUGGACUCCAUUCAAGGGUGAAGCUUGUAAUGUACCAAAAUGGAGCAAUUGAUAUAGGCCCUCUGCAUACCAACAUCUGGGUUCCUCCUUUGCUUGGAGCCUUUUACUGCACUGUUGGCCUGUUGCAACUCUUUCUGGAUGAGAGGUUCCCUUCCAGAUCAAAGGCUGCAGUGGGGAGCCUGGAGAGAACUGCACUUUCUCUGAUAAUACUUGUGGUAUUCAUUGAAUUGAGUGCUGAAAUGUACAAAGGUGGAGUACCCAGCAACAUCGAAGCCUAUGUUUUGUUUGCCCUGGCAGAGUUUAUAUGGUUAUUCCUGGAUGGCACUUGGCAAGGUUUUGCUUCGGCUUGCUUUGUUGGUCUUGCAUGCCCUCUUGCUGAGGUCCCAUUAAACAAGUUGUUUCAUCUCUGGAAUUACCCCAGCGCUGACAUCCAACUAUUCGGAGAGGCAACUAAUCAGAGAUGGGAGAAAUGGAAAAAUAGGAGGGGGGCGAGAGAGAGAGGCAAAGCAGCAGCUGCUGAUCAGGAGUAGUGAUGGAGCAUUGGUAGAACUCACAAAGGAGGGUUCGGUCUCGUUGGAAAUUUGGCAUGGAGGAUGGAAGAGCUCAUCGAGAAUCCAUGAUCUCGACUAUUCCUUUGGAAUCCAUAUGGUGAGAUCUCUAAUAAUUUUAAGUUCUAUCUUAACACGGUAUGGUGAAUGAUAAUUGAGUUAUAAACAAGAAUGUUUGAAAUAAAUGUAAAGCUAUAUGUCCUGUGCUUUUUGAAAGUAAUUUUAUAUCGUUGAUAUAAAAUAUCUUACGAUUUUUAAUUAAUUAAAUGAUAAAUCUAACCUUACAAUUUAAAUAUUAUUUUUUUAUUCGUAUAUGACAUCUUGCUUUCUCGCAUGUUACUUCAUUUUUUUCGCCAAUCAAAAUCAAUGAAGAGCAUAAGUUAUUGUUUACAAAUGAAAAAAAAUAUAUCAGUAAAAAA
Messenger RNA from Elaeis guineensis (African oil palm), 1273 nucleotides. Lineage: Eukaryota; Viridiplantae; Streptophyta; Magnoliopsida; Arecales; Arecaceae. The record is from RefSeq and is a predicted model, not a curated record.